Messenger RNA from Manis pentadactyla (Chinese pangolin), 2038 nucleotides. It is a transcript of the gene H1-3, whose product is annotated as H1.3 linker histone, cluster member. Gene Ontology annotation, cellular component: nucleosome. Gene Ontology annotation, biological process: nucleosome assembly. Gene Ontology annotation, molecular function: DNA binding; structural constituent of chromatin. Lineage: Eukaryota; Metazoa; Chordata; Mammalia; Pholidota; Manidae. The coding region runs from base 65 to 718 and encodes 217 amino acids. The record is from RefSeq and is a predicted model, not a curated record. The transcript has a single exon.
CAGUGCAGAGACACGCCGUUCUGACAGUUUAGGAUUACUUUUUGUCUUUCUGGGCAGAACGAAAAUGUCGGAGACUGCUCCAGUUGCUCCUGCCGCUCCUGCACCCGUAGAAAAAACACCUGUUAAGAAGAAAGUGAAGAAGGCAAGCACAACAGUUGGGAAACGCAGGGCGUCUGGGCCCCCGGUGUCCGAGCUCAUCACCAAGGCAGUCGCCGCCUCCAAGGAGCGCAGCGGCAUAUCUUUGGCUGCGCUCAAGAAGGCGCUGGCGGCCGCCGGCUACGACGUGGAGAAGAACAACAGCCGCAUCAAGCUGGGCCUUAAGAGCCUGGUGAGCAAGGGCACCCUGGUACAGACUAAGGGCACCGGCGCUUCCGGCUCCUUUAAGCUCAACAAGAAAGUGGCUUCUGGGGAAGACAAGCCCAAAGCCAAGAAACCGAUUAUGGCCAAACCCAAGAAGCCCGCGGGGGCGACCAAGAAGCCCAAGAGGGCAACGGGCGCGGCCACUUCGAAGAGCAAGAAGGCCCCAAAGAAAGCGAAGAAGCUAGCUACCGGUGCUGGGACCAAGAAAGUGAGCAAGAGCCCGAAAAAGGUGAAAGCAGCUAAACCGAAGAAAGCAGCGAAGAGUCCAGCCAAAGCCCCUAAGCCUAAAGCAGCUAAGCCGAAAACUGCCAAACCCAAGACUACAAAAGCAAAGAAAUCUGCGCCUAAGAAGAAGUAAAGCUGUAGCGGGACGUCCGGUUUGAGAAUCUCAAAGGCUCUUUUCAGAGCCACCCACUACUAUCAAAAAAGAGCUUAACUAUAUACCCCGACACAACCACGGUCACAAUUACUUUCAGAUAAUUACGUGGCUCUAAGGAAGAACCUUUGGCGUUUUAUGAUCUAAACUCAACUGGCUUGGUCUGGGGCAGUAGCAGUUCGGCAGUGGGGCCUGCCAGCAGCACGCGGUGCGGGAUGAUGCGCGUCUUGUCGCGGGCCGCGCUGGCCGCCAGCUCCAGGAUGUCGGCCGUCAGGUACUCAGCACCGCCGCCAUGUACACGGGCGCGCAGACCACGACCCGGUCUGCGUAGUAAUCCUUGCGGAGCAGACGGUGCAUGCGACCCACGGAACUGCAGCCCGUCUAGCGACGGGGCGGGUCUUGGCCUUCACAUCAGUUUUGACAAUAUUCGCCGCGCUUUUACACCUUUCAAAAGACAUUGUUUUCAAGGCAAUCUGAGGAAGGGGUCAUUAGAGUGUCGAAUGUUCGGUAAAACUUCCUUUCCCAUUGGUUUGCAAAGACUUGAAAGUUAGCCAAUCAGAACUUGUUCCUGGACUUGCAUUUACUCUCGAGAAAAAUGACUGCACCAAUUAAAGGAGACAUAUUGAAAUUGUAAAUACUGUGAAGUAGUUAAAAGCUUGGAUUCCCACCCCCACCUAGGUUAAUGGCGUCCUUUGGAGGGGUUAUUCACGCUAUUCUGUGUAAUUUGCAUAAUCAUUGUUACCACCCCGAAGCUAAGGAUAAUAAAUAUAAAAUUCACCAUAGCAGUUUAUAAUUUAACCAGAUUGAUUUGCUAGAUUCCUUUCCUGCAUAUUGUUGGGAGGAACCACGGAGUCUUGGUUGUUCGUCUAUUAUCUCUUUCUUAGGUGAAUUUUCAAAAAACGGAAGGGGAAACAAAACUGGGAAGGCAACGUAGUUGUUUAGAGUGGUAACAGGCAAACCAAAAGGGCUUUAUGAAGAUGGGUUGAUUGAGUUGUUCCACCAUAUCCAUAAGGCCUCUGGGGUUGAGGUGUUUUGUUUUGUUUCCCAGGGAAGCCUAAUUAAUUUUAUGGAAAAAUCUUGACAAAAAUCUUGAGUUCCACAUUCCAUUAUAGGGCCGUAAACAUGGAGAGGAAAAGACUAUCUUUUUCACAAACUCUAAAUCCAGUUUAGUAUUUCAAUUAUGUGUGUAGGCAACCACUCACAAGGGAUUUUGCAGUAUCUGUGAUAUUUUUCAACAAUGGCAAUCACAUAUGUUUUUAUCACUUCGCGCUAUUGUCUUGAAAUAAAGUUCACGCUCAUUGA